Klebsormidium nitens is the source of this 951-nucleotide messenger RNA. NCBI's taxonomy places the organism in Eukaryota, Viridiplantae, Streptophyta, Klebsormidiophyceae, Klebsormidiales, Klebsormidiaceae. The record is from the annotation of a GenBank genome assembly.
AUGGCGACAGUCCCCCGGCAGCCCUGUCAGCAGCUGACCAACCGCGCGUACCACCAGCAGCCUCUGCAGUGCAAGAACCUCUGCAAGCCAGUCUUCGUUCCAGGUGCAAUGGCUUCCCCCGCUGCCCUCCGGCUGAUGGCCCUCUCCGCACUGCUCCUGCUGUGCGCUCCUACCACAUUUGCUUCCGUGACGCCCCAACAGCUGGUUGCUAACAUUCAAUCAAUCACCGUCAAGGGCCAAGCUCUACAGAACCCCGCUCAAUCGAUCAGCCUCAUCAACGGCCCGCUGAUCGUCGUUGGCCUGGGCCCGUACCCCAUCAUCAUCAACGGCUUCAACGAUAUUGUUGCAACCUUGACCCAUAUCCUCGCGGGGGCACAAGGAACCAAGUCGUUCUCGGACUCCGACGCAAAGCCCGUCGCGGACGCGUUCCGCGAGCUGGUGCGCAUGCACCAGAUUCUGCUCAACAUCCUGACCGGCAAGGCGGGCCUCUUCUCAACUACCUCCAUCAUCAUUGAGCCCGUCGCCGUCGCGCUCCGCUCGUAUGAGGGGAUCAUUGACUCGCUGGCAUUCACGCUGAUGGACAUCGCCUCCGCUGAGGCCAAGACCAUCGAAGCCAACAAGAAUGGGCUGGACGGCACCAUUGCUGCCGCAAUCAAAGCGCACACGCCCGGUCCGUACGUCCAGUGAACGGCGCUGCGUUUUGUGCGACAAGAGUAUGGAUUGCGGCCAGGGUUCACGGGCUUGGCGUGACGAUUUUUCGAAGGCCAUGCACCAGGACAAAGUGUUAACUUUGGUAGGUGCAUCGAAGUGAAGAGGUAUCGGUGUGGGUUAGACAUGCCAAAUAGUUGACAACCAAUGAAGCUAGCAGCGUCUUCAGUGUGGUGACAAAGAACGGUUUAGUCUUUCGGCCAGUCCGAUCAAAGUCACGUCGGACUUCGUAUUCGAGCAUCG